Molecule: messenger RNA, 1391 nt
Organism: Chanos chanos (milkfish)
Lineage: Eukaryota; Metazoa; Chordata; Actinopteri; Gonorynchiformes; Chanidae
Gene: pinx1
Product: PIN2 (TERF1) interacting telomerase inhibitor 1
Exons: 7
Coding region: 7-1206 (399 amino acids)
Cellular component (GO): nucleolus
Molecular function (GO): nucleic acid binding; telomerase inhibitor activity
Source: RefSeq, a predicted model, not a curated record
CUCAAGAUGUCCAUGCUGGCAGAACCUCGUCGUAAGCAAAAGUGGUCGGUGGACCCCAGGAACAGCACGUGGAGCAACGAUGAGUCCAAGUUCGGCCAGAAGAUGUUGGAGAAAAUGGGCUGGUCUAAAGGAAAGGGCCUUGGGAAGAGUGAGCAAGGGGCCACGGAGCACAUCAAAGUCAAAGUAAAAAACAACACACUGGGUUUGGGCACCACAGCCAGCAAUGAGGACAACUGGAUCGCUCAUCAGGAUGACUUUAAUCAGCUGCUUGCUGAACUUAACAAUUGUCAUGGACAGAACAGCAAUAAUGAGCCACCACAAGAACAGAAUCAAAACUUCAGCCUGGAGGAAAAGUCAAAGAUGUCGAGAAAGAGGGUCCACUACAUGAAAUUCACCAAAGGGAAGGACCUGUCCAGUCGCAGUGAGACAGACUUGGCUUGCAUCUUUGGGAAGAGAACCAAAGCGUCAAAAGACCAGGAUGAGGGGAGCAGCGGACACGAUUCACAGGAGGAGGAGAAUGAAAAGGAGGAGGCCGAGGAGGGCAAAGCGGAAUCGGAGGCGGAAUCCAACACUGUCACCAGCUCCCUGACCAUGCAGGAGUACUUCGCCCAGAGGAUGGCCCAACUGAAGAAAGGCCUCUCGGCCGGCUCCUCCCCAGUCUCCACGCCGGGGGUCAGGAGCCCAGCCCCGUCCCCGUCACCUACGCCUGGGUCCACAGAAGACUCCCAGAACGCCAGCGAUGCGGAGCUGACGAAGAAGAAGAAGAAGAAGAAGAAGAAGGAGCGGACGAGCGGGAGCGAGGAUGGAGAGGCAGGUGGUGUUUCCACGGCCUUGGGAGGCAAUGAGGAGUCCCAGGACCAAGAGCUUGUCUGCUCAGAGGAGAGGAGGAAGAAGAAAAAGAAGAAGAGUAGGAAGAAUGAGGGGGAGGGAGAGGAGGAAGCUGGCGUGGAGACGGGAGGCGCGUCCGCGUCGGCGGAAGGGAGUGUCGGUGAAACCGUCCGUAGCCCGAACACGGAGAAGAGGAAGAGAAAAAACGAGGGCACAGAUCUAGAGAGGAUGAACGUUAAAACACAGAGUGAAGAUGCAGAGGUUUCUGAUAAAAAGAGGAAAAGAAAAAAGAAAGAUCAGGAGGAGGAGAAGGAAGAAGUAACAGUUCACAAAAAACCUAAAAAAGACAAGAAAAAGCGAAAAAAGGAUGAAUGUUAGGGUUGGGGGAAGAGGAAUCAUGAACUGCAUUUAAACAUAAAUGUCUGUCUAGACAUGAGUUCAAUGCAUCUCUUCCAACAAUAUUUAUGGCAGGUUUUUGUAACUGUCGUUCACCGUGUGUUUUAUAGUGAUCGUUAUAUGUGAUCUUGGGUGUGUUUUUAUCACCAAACAAUGAAAUAUCAUUA